GUUUAAAGAAGAUCCGCCUAGAGGGUUUUAUAUUGCUCUGGUAUUUCUGCCAAAGUCAUCACAGCCCUGAGUCUCUCGGAGGAGGACUUCUCACACCCUUGGUGCUCCAGCCCCCAGCUCACUCACUGUUCCCAACAUGUGUGAAGAAGAGACUACCGCCCUUGUGUGUGACAAUGGCUCUGGCCUGUGCAAGGCAGGCUUUGCGGGAGACGAUGCCCCCAGGGCUGUCUUUCCCUCCAUUGUGGGCCGCCCUCGACAUCAGGGUGUGAUGGUGGGAAUGGGCCAGAAAGACAGCUAUGUGGGAGACGAAGCUCAGAGCAAGCGUGGGAUCCUAACUCUCAAAUACCCCAUUGAACACGGCAUCAUCACCAACUGGGAUGACAUGGAGAAGAUCUGGCACCACUCCUUCUACAACGAGCUGCGAGUAGCACCAGAAGAGCACCCAACCCUGCUCACAGAGGCCCCCCUAAACCCCAAAGCCAACAGGGAGAAGAUGACCCAGAUCAUGUUCGAAACCUUCAAUGUUCCUGCCAUGUAUGUUGCCAUCCAAGCUGUGCUCUCGCUCUAUGCAUCCGGCCGCACCACAGGUAUCGUCCUGGAUUCAGGGGAUGGCGUCACCCACAAUGUCCCCAUCUAUGAGGGCUAUGCACUGCCCCAUGCCAUCAUGCGUCUUGACCUGGCUGGACGGGAUCUCACAGACUACCUCAUGAAGAUUCUCACAGAAAGAGGCUAUUCCUUUGUGACCACAGCUGAGAGAGAAAUUGUCCGAGACAUCAAGGAGAAGCUGUGCUACGUAGCCCUGGAUUUUGAGAAUGAGAUGGCCACAGCAGCUUCAUCUUCUUCCCUGGAGAAGAGCUAUGAGUUGCCUGAUGGUCAGGUCAUCACUAUUGGCAACGAGCGCUUCCGCUGCCCAGAGACCCUCUUCCAGCCUUCCUUCAUUGGCAUGGAGUCAGCUGGAAUUCAUGAGACAACAUAUAAUUCCAUCAUGAAGUGUGACAUUGACAUCCGCAAGGAUUUAUAUGCUAACAAUGUCCUCUCUGGGGGCACUACCAUGUACCCUGGCAUUGCUGACAGGAUGCAGAAGGAAAUCACAGCCUUGGCUCCCAGCACCAUGAAGAUCAAGAUCAUCGCUCCUCCUGAGCGUAAGUACUCAGUCUGGAUUGGAGGCUCCAUCCUGGCAUCUCUCUCCACCUUCCAGCAAAUGUGGAUCAGCAAACCAGAGUAUGAUGAGGCAGGGCCCUCCAUUGUCCACAGGAAAUGCUUCUAAAGUCAGAGGGCCUUCUCUGGGGUUCCCUGCAAGACUGCUGUCACCAGCCACAGACCAUUAAAAUCUUCAAGCCUUA
Mastomys coucha (southern multimammate mouse) is the source of this 1343-nucleotide messenger RNA. RefSeq names its product actin gamma 2, smooth muscle (gene Actg2). Lineage: Eukaryota; Metazoa; Chordata; Mammalia; Rodentia; Muridae. Gene Ontology annotation, cellular component: cytoplasm. The record is from RefSeq and is a predicted model, not a curated record. The transcript is spliced from 9 exons. The coding region runs from base 137 to 1267 and encodes 376 amino acids. Gene Ontology annotation, biological process: vascular associated smooth muscle contraction.